GCACAGCACACGAAACGGACCGCACUCACUGCACUGCCACUGUUCCAUCCAUCCAUCCGUCAGUCAGACGACAUAUAUACAUUACAUUUAUGCACCCACCAGGAUGACAGACUGACUGCUACAGGGGUGGCCUCGUCACCAUGGGCGGUCGGCCCACGGGGCGGCGCCCUCGGACACCUCAUCGGCACUGACAAUCAGACAGACAGACAGACAGACAAACAUGUGUCUCACCCAUCCAUCCAUUCAUCCAUCCUACACAGCAACACAUGGAUAAUGUUCAGUAUACGUACGAACCAUGGGCUGCACCAAUGCCUCCGGCUGGCGCAUCUACUGAAGGGGCCCGUGGGAGCGGCGGUGCGCGGUUUGGCGCUGCCGGCCUCCCUCUUCCACCACCUUGCAUGAGGGGAGGGGGCGGGCGCGGUGGUGGUCGUGGUGCGAGCGGCCGGGGCUGCGGGUGUGGGUGUGUGGGGUGUGGGUGUGGGCGGGGCUGCAUCAUGUUGAGUGGUUUGGUGAAGGCCUUGUAGCCUGCUGAUGUGCCGGAGCACGAGAUGUUGGUGCCCUCAUUGCUGCCGGCCUACACCCAUAGUGAAUACACGCGCAGUGAUGGGACGGUGGAUGGGAUGGGCAAUGAAAAGGAAGGAGACAAGUGAACUGUGUGCUUGCCUGCUGUAUCUGCCCAUCUGCCCAUUCGAAGAAACCUGCAGAGAGUAACAUGUGUGUUAGUCAUUUCCUUGAUGGCUUCCUUCCCUUGCUCUGGUCGUAUAUGGUGUCUCGCGUCGCGCACCACAUGAGUACGUGCCCUUGAUACUGCAAGCGAAGAAGUAUCGGCCGUUGUUGGGGCCCUGCUUGACCACCUGGCGCAGCACCGCGGGCUUGUUGUGCCCACACCGCGGGAAAUUCUCAUCCGCCCUGUUUUGUUUGUGUGGACAAAAUGAAUGCAACCAAAUAUCCACAGGUGCGGUGCGUGUGGAUCCACCCUCUGUGCGCUCCUUCAAUUCUGCCUGCCUGCGUGGUGGGUGUACCAUUUGAAGAAUUUGCAGGCGGCCUUCUGCGGCUUGGGGCAGGUGUAGUACAUCCUGCCCUUGUUGGCCCCCUCUCUAUACACAGUCCGCAGCGCACACAGCACUCCACACCCGCACCGCACACCUUCACCACGGGGGGACAGCACCGCAAUGCCACUGCCGCCCCCACCACCACCAGCACCACCACCAUCACCACCACCACCAGCAGCUGCUGCUGCAGGCGGACGGGAGGGAAGCCGUGGGUGCAUUGGCUGUUUCUGCUGCUGCUGCUGCUGUUGUUGUUGUUGCUGCGGGUGGACUUGAUGGUCAAAUCGUUGAUGCUGCUGAUCUGAGUCAAGCAUAAUGGCGUCCUGUGCGCUCUCGCCCUCUUGGCGGCCGCCUGCAGGGGGACGGUGUGCCGCCAAGGGGGCAGAUGGGGCACCAGCAGGGACAGGGGCGGCAGGUUGGGGAGGGCCCGCCCUCGGCUGACACGUGGGGCAGAGGUAUGUGAGCCGGUUAUAGUGGCCUUCUCGGAUCACCUCCACUCGUGUGCCGCACGCCACACACGUCAGCUUGUUGUAGACCUGCGGAUGGAUGGAUGGAUGGAUGGAGACACGGGGGAUAGGAUGUGUGUGUGUGGCUGGCGGUGGUUGUGUUGGUUGAUAAGCUUAGCUUACCUUCAUGAAUGUGGCGAGGGGGAUUUUGCCCUCCCUCUUGUACAUGAUGCUGGCGAAGUCUCUCAGACACCUCACCAGCCGCAUGGCGACGUCGGGCGACAGAUCUACGCCGCGCAGCUCGGGAUGCACCCCACUGGCAGACAGACAGACAACAACACAGACACACAGAGUGGACAGACCGACGCACAGCUCGCUCUGUGGUUCCCUCCAUGAUGUGUGUUGUGUGUAAAAAGGUAGGCGGCUGACGCGUUGUGCAGGCCUUCGACUUUGAUCAUAUUUCCGACUCCUGGGAGCGGAGCACAGUAAGUACAAACCAACGAGAGACAGAGGAACCACAAAGGAAUACCUCAUCCAUCCCACCGCACAGACGAUCAAACAAUAGAUACCUGGCAGGAUGUUCUGGUCCAUGGCGAUGUCGCAUACCCUCCUUGCAUCCCCGCGUAUCAGGCCCACGGCCCUCUGGAAGUCAAAGUACGCCGCCAGGAUGUCCAGCGACCGACGCUCCUCCACCUUCAACGCAUACCGCACCGUCCGCACCUCUACCGUGCCCUCAAACACCCUCACAAUGUCCCUCUCACACACUAUCUCGAUCGUCAGGCUCCUGUCUUUCCCCCCAGCCGCACCCCCAUCUCCGCCUUUGGCCCUCUUUAUGGCCUUCUCGCCAGCUGCUCCCGCGCCGUUUUCUGCAGGGCGCUUCAUCGGCUGCUUCGCUUCGGGUCGGCUGCUGUGGUUGGCGAGAGAGGGUGUAAAGGGGUUGCGGCCGGGAGGGAGGGCACUGGCGCUGCUGGCCGGUUGGCCGUCGUUGCCGGCACUGUCUUGCCUGACGAGGAAUCUCUCGAUGCCGGAGGAUGGAUGAGGGUGUUGUUGGGGGAGCGAAGGGGCGGGCUCUGCUGCAGCAGCGGCUUCGGCACUAUCGGUCUUGCUUAGUCGAAUAUGGCCCUGCAUGCCUGGGCAGGAAGGGAAGGAAGGAACAGAGAAAGAAAGUGUGACCGCUGUGACGUUCACUGGGUGUUGAAAGUUACAUACCGAAGUGGAGCCGCAGACAGUGGUCGGCAUCCUCUGCGAUGAUGAACAGCUCCUUUCCUACCUGCAUUGCAACACAUACAAUACACAACAUUCUCCAUCCAUCCAUCCACAAGGCUCUCUCUUCCACGGCUCAUGCACUCGUACAUACCGUGAAGACCCGCUUCACGCGUUGGUUGCAGAGGGCCUGCGCUGCGUCAGGUCCGAGUGCGACGCGAAUGAUGCGCUGGCCCGCCAAACACCUCAAUCGCUCUCCAUUCCUCUUGCACCCUGGACCUUCUACCAUAACAGCGGCUCCAGAUCUUG
This is a messenger RNA of Vitrella brassicaformis, 3007 nucleotides long. The record is from the annotation of a GenBank genome assembly. Lineage: Eukaryota; Vitrellaceae.